AUGGCCUUCUCGUUCGGCGCCACCGCGGCGGCGCCCGCCGCUUCCUCCGGCUUCAGCUUCGGCGCCACGCCGGCGGCCCCUGCGGCCUCAAGCGGCUUCAGCUUCGGCGCUACGCCGGCGGCCCCCGCGACCUCCAGCGGCUUCAGCUUUGGGGCCGCCACGCCCGCGGCCUCGAGCGGCUUCAGCUUUGGGGCGAAACCCGCCGCCGCUCCAUCCACGGGAUUCAGCUUCGGCGGCGCGUCCGCUGCGCCUGCAUCGGCGGCCCCCAGUCUGUUUGGCGGGGCAGCGACGACCACGACGCCGGUCGCUACCGGCUUUGGCUUCGGAGGCUUUGGCAGCACCGCCACGCAGCAGCCAGCACCAGCCACGGGCGGAUUCGGAGGAUUUGGAUUCGGGGCCGGCGCGGCGACGCCUGCAGCCCCUGCACAGCCAGCCGGCCCGCCCAUUACGCUGGAGACGGCGUUCGAGAGCCUGCCGGACGAUGUGAAGAAGAACAUGACGCAGUUCCACGCCUUCCUCAAGGAGCAGGACCAGUCGGACGCCUUUCUCAAGACGGUGUCGCCCCGCCAGAUGGAGGUGCUGCGCGAGAACAUGGCUCGCCUGGAGCAGGAGGUGGAUGCUGCCACGCUCACGCGUCGCAGCCUGGACACCAGCAACGGAGGCACCCCCAACAUGUAUCACGUCAUGCGCCGCGUCGAGAUGCCGUCGCCGUACUACUGGGAGCUGCUGGACCAUUAUGAACAGAAGAUGGCGGCGGUCAAGGCGCAGAUCGAAGAUGUCGAGGCGCAGUUCAAGCCGCUCUAUGAUGGACGGGGUGGUUCUGCCAGCUCCGCAGCGGCUGGGCUGCCGGCUCCAGCCCAACUGCAACAGAUUCUGCUGGCCCAGAACGCCGCCCUGAUGCAGGCCGCUGCGCGCGUGGCCGAAGUACACGAGAAGGCGGAGGAGAUGCGGCAAUUGUUCCUGGCCAAGAUGCAGGAGGACUUGGCCCGCCGUGGCGAGAAGAACCCGGCCGCCUUCCAGAACCCGUUCGACAAGCGCAAGAAGAGCAGCGAGGCAGACAAGCGCCAGGCCAUCGACAAGAUCCGCUUCCGCACCAGCGUUGCGCCCACAAUCGUGACGCCGUCGCAGCCUACAGCCGCCGCCCCCGCCGCUACCACGUCGGCCUUCGGAUUCGGAACCGCAGCACCUGCAGCUACAGCAACUGCGGCUCCUACCAGCGGAUUCGGUUUUGGCUCGACGGCGUCGUCUGCAGCGGCCAAGACAGUGUCCUUCAACCUCACCAGCACAACGGCUACUCCGGUGGCACCCCCGGCCACAACUACCAGCGUCACAGCGGCACCGCUUGCAACUGCGUCAACGGCAGGAGGCUUUACGGCGCCCACAGUAGCCACCAGCGGCUUCGGCAGCAUCACUUCGUCGUUCCUUCCGCCCGCCACGGGCGCCUCCGCUGGCACUAAGCGCGGCGGCCGCGCUCAGAAGAUGCGGAAGUAG
Molecule: messenger RNA, 1491 nt
Organism: Phytophthora sojae
Lineage: Eukaryota; Oomycota; Peronosporomycetes; Peronosporales; Peronosporaceae
Exons: 4
Coding region: 1-1491 (496 amino acids)
Biological process (GO): nucleocytoplasmic transport
Cellular component (GO): nuclear pore
Molecular function (GO): structural constituent of nuclear pore
Source: RefSeq, a predicted model, not a curated record